This is a messenger RNA of Colletotrichum acutatum, 600 nucleotides long. RefSeq lists its product as uncharacterized. The transcript is spliced from 3 exons. Bases 1 to 600 code for a protein of 199 amino acids. The record is from RefSeq and is a predicted model, not a curated record. NCBI's taxonomy places the organism in Eukaryota, Fungi, Ascomycota, Sordariomycetes, Glomerellales, Glomerellaceae.
AUGUUCAAGCUACUCCCCUCCUCUGCCGAGCUGCGAGGCAUAGAUAUGGACACCAUCAAGUUUCCGCCACCAUCAGAUUUGCCUCCCAAUAUUUCUAUUCUACAACACAAUGCGCUGAAGCCGUUUCCAGAGGAGAUGCACGGGUCAUUCGAUAUGGUACACAUACGCCUGAUCGGAUCGGGAAUGCGAAAAGAGGAUUGGAGAACUGUGGCGGCGAAUGCGUUCACGCUCUUACGCUCCGGGGGCUACAUCCACUGGGAAGAAGCCGGCGAUACGUCCUGGAAGUGCGUCCCGCCUAGCCACGCUUUCGACGAAUGGUCUCGAAUUAGACUGUUCUGCAUGCCCGCUCAACUUGCCCUCGUGCUCCGAGACGCCGGCUUCGCGGAUGUCGACGAUAAAUUUGGAACAUUUUCAUCGAUGAGAAAGAUAGCCACCGAGGUUGCUCAGCCAGUAAUGCUGUCUAUACUUGAAUCUGGAGGCGUCGACACACUCCAAACCACCAAAGACAUGUACAGGCUUGAGUCAGAGUUGAAAAGAGACAUACAGAACGGAGCGUUGAUCGGGAUUUCUUUGACCUGGUUCUGGGUUAGGCACCCGUGA